This is a messenger RNA of Betta splendens (Siamese fighting fish), 2341 nucleotides long. It is a transcript of the gene zc3h14, whose product is annotated as zinc finger CCCH-type containing 14. NCBI's taxonomy places the organism in Eukaryota, Metazoa, Chordata, Actinopteri, Anabantiformes, Osphronemidae. Gene Ontology annotation, molecular function: poly(A) binding; metal ion binding. The record is from RefSeq and is a predicted model, not a curated record. The transcript is spliced from 17 exons. The coding region runs from base 123 to 2165 and encodes 680 amino acids. Gene Ontology annotation, biological process: regulation of mRNA stability. Gene Ontology annotation, cellular component: nucleus; cytoplasm.
GCGCGCCCGGCUUCCGUCGUCGGUCACGUGAUGGCAUCUCAUAUUUCUCCCCGGUGGGUUUAGCAGUGCAGCUCGAAAAACUACCGUUUGUUUUAUCUGUAGAGUUGCCUUAAACUAUCAGCAUGGAGAUCGGAGCAGAAAUCAGCAAGAAAAUACGCGCUGCUAUUAAAAGUAAGCUCCAGGAACUUGGUGCAUAUAUUGAUGAAGAGCUGCCUGACUACAUUAUGGUGAUGGUGGCAAACAAGAAGACUUCCCAGCAGAUGGCUGAUGAUCUGUCCCUUUUUCUUGGAAACAACACCAUCAAGUUCACAGCCUGGCUCCAUGGUGUCCUGGAAAAAUUAAGAUCUGUUGCUGUUGAGCCUGCGUCCUCAAAACAUCAGCUCCAGUCCGAUAGCAGUACUGUGGGUGGGAAAAGUCGAUCAUUAGUGACUGAAGACAGCAGGACAGAAGAGGCAAAGGUUUUGACAGUAUCCAGCUCUGGCUUUGAUAGGGCUGAAGCCCGUGUGUCUAGUUCUGCUUAUGAUGCCAGGAGGAGAACCUUGGAGAACAAUUCUUCUCGACUUACCUCUACUGUUAAACCCCUUAUGGAGCCAUUCCCCUCAGAGGCUGUCAUCGACAUCAAACCAGAAUUGGACGAUGACCUCAUUGCUGAGGAUCAUUUAGAAGUAAACGCCAAUCACAGUCGUGCACGGAACAGACCCACAGCUGAAAUCUACAGACCGGGUCAGAGCAAAUUUACAUCAGCUAGCUUGGUGGACGUAGGUCGAACCACAGCAGAAUCCUCCCACACCAGGCAACAGGACAACAGAAGCAGCAGACUAUCCAGAACCGGGUCCAGUAAGCAGGAGGAGUUGUCACGUAAGCGUAAGGCGCCAGUAGCGAGUUCCGUUGUGAGAGUGAACCGAGCCUCGGAUGAAGACAGCGAUGAUGUGGAAGGGGAGGACUCAAACUAUGGAGGCAGAGGCCUAUCCAGUAGAGUGUCCCUGCCCUCCAGACCAGAACGCAAACCUAGCCUCCCUCCAGCCAAACAAGCCAACAGGAACCUGAUACUGAAGGCCAUCUCUGAGGCACAAGACUCGAUCACUAAGACUACAGCCUAUCCCACAAUGCCACUGCGGCAGACGGUUCCUGUCGCACCCUGUACGAGGUUAAGUAGCAGCGAGGAGAUGACGGCGGCAAUCCAGCUGGUCCAGGAGCACCUCCACAGCCUGCAUUCUGCUGAACUGCCUCCUUCAAGAGCUGCUCCCAGCCCCAGAUCUUUAGCCUCACGGCUCCAGUUGGACUAUGCAGAAAGCAGAGAGGAAAGAGAGCAAAGUGAACUUGCUCUGGCUGCUGAGGGCAGUGGAGGCAGUGACACCAAGGCAUUCGAUACCCGCUCCUUCAUAAUGAGCCGGCCUCAGCUAGAAGAAGCUUACACCAGAGCUCCGCAGCGUCUUCAGGUCAAAGGGGAAAUCCAGGCUGCUGUACCACGCACUGUCCAGAGCAGUAAGGAGAAAGUUGACUAUGCCAGCCCCAAGUUCAUAGUGACAUUAGAUGGGGUACCGAGCCCACUGGGGAACCUUGCAGACUGUGAAAUGGAGCUUGACGAUGUGAGACCACCCACAAAGGGGACUGACGCGAGUGUCGGCCUCAACAAGGCGCCUAAAGUGGGCGUUCUCCACAGGCUACAAGGAGUGGUUACAUCAUCUGAAGAGAACGCAAUGGACGUUGACGUGGAGGAUGAGGAUGCUGCGCCCAUGAAGAAGCAGAAGGGCACAGAGCGCUGCAAGUUCUGGCCUGUCUGUAAAAGUGGAGAUGCAUGUCUGUACCAUCACCCUACAUCUAAGUGCAAGACUUUUCCCAACUGCAAGUUUGGGGAUAAAUGCCUUUUUAUCCAUCCUAACUGUAAAUAUGACGCCAGAUGUACCAAGCCAGACUGUCCCUUCACUCACGUCAACCGCAGAGGCACGGCUGCCCCUCCACCCAAACCAGCACCGCCGCUCGUCCAGACCACCAGCGUGUGCCGCUUUUUCCCGGAGUGCAAGAAGAUGGACUGUCCCUUUUACCAUCCCAAGCCGUGCCGCUUCGCCGCACUCUGCAAACGAGCUGGGUGCACCUUCUACCACCCGACGACAGCGUUGCCUCCGAGACACGCCCUGAAGUGGACCAAAACGCAGAGCAGCUAAUAACGUCCAGAAACUGAUGUUAAGCUAUGGGAGAAGUUCUGUAUCUCUUUGGAUUUUUCUUUAUACAUUUAACCGUUAUUUCAUUUCAUUUAGACUGAUUUUUAGGACAUAUCGUAUAUGAAAAAUGCUCACGCUUUUGCUGAUGCUCUCAUAAACAAUAAACUCAGUGAACUUGA